CCAGCCCCCUUGUCAGCGGAGCCAGGAGGUGAACCACAGGAAGAUCCCAGCCCUGUACACAUGGGGCAGAGCCAGCCAAGAAGCAAGGAGAGGCCAGAGCCGCUGUUCUGUGCAGCCCACUCGAGGAUGUCUCCCAGCCUGCAGGAAGGGGCUCGGCACGGGGAAAGCAAACCCUCGCCCUGCUCCUUUUCAAUUGAGAGCAUUUUGGGAUUGGACCAGAAGAAAGACUGUGUUCCAUCAAUGAAACCCCACAGGCCCUGGGCAGACACCUGCGGCUCCUCAGGGAAAGAUAUUAACCUAUGUGUACAUAUCCCGAGCCUUCCUAACGGGAUCUCAUUCCCUUAUACUGUGGAUCGUCCAGUGCCAGAAGAAAGAUUUUUGAAAUAUGAAAAUUACUUUUCACCCUCAGAAAGACUGUCUUUGAAAAGAGAACUGAGUUGGUAUAGAGGACGAAGACCAAGAACCGCUUUUACUCAAAACCAGAUUGAAGUGUUGGAAAAUGUCUUUAGAGUAAACUGCUAUCCUGGCAUUGAUAUCAGAGAAGACUUAGCUCGAAAACUGAAUCUAGAGGAAGACAGAAUCCAGAUCUGGUUCCAAAAUCGGCGUGCAAAGCUGAAAAGGUCCCAUAGAGAAUCACAGUUUCUAAUGGCGAAAAAAAAUUUCAACACGAAUCUCCUGGAGUAGACGGAAAACUGACCACGUGAGAUUAUUUUACAAUUGCAGAACCCGAGGAAUCAAUGGAGAUAUGAAAUUUUAAAAAGUGUGAUCUUUUCUGCAUUUAAUCUGAGUGUUGUCAUUUUUCUUCCGAAAAUAUAUUGUAAAUAUUCACUAUUAAAACGUGGUACCUAUUAUACAUGGGCACUUUUAGUUACAAUAAAGGCCUUUCCUAUAUAUUUUAAUAAACAUUUUCAGAAAAAGCCAGCUAUUUUUUAAGUGAGCAAAUUUAAUCUAAGAAACUAGUUCGCUAAAAUCAGCAAGCUCAUGACUAAGUGACUCCACAAGCUGGAUUCUAUUUACAGAAUAAUUCAAGUAAAAUAAUCUGGAGAAUGGCACAAAGAUAUGCUCUGUUUCAAUUAGUUUUCUUCAAGUGCAUUUUGAAACAUGAUUAUUAGCUCCUCUUAAUUUCUGACAUACAGCAGUGAAACUUUCUCACCACGUAUCAAUACAAAUCCUUCUAGCAUGUUUCCUUCUAACAGUUUCAAGCUGUUUUUUUUUUUUAAGCAAAAUCAUUAUGCCAAAGUAGAGAUAGAAAGACAUCAGUUGUCAUAUUCAUACCCUUGGUAUUAUAUUGCAAAAGGGAUUGAGCUGCAAAUACAUGCAAAUUUUAAAAUAUUUUCCUACCUAUUUAAUGUUGUGUUUUACUUUCAUUCAUUAAAGGAAUAAUGAUCAUCGGGCUAAUAUCUAUUUCUAGUUUAGUGGUUUCCAAACAACUGUAUAUUUUGUUGUUAAAAGUAAUACGUUGACUGAUGAGGUAACUGAUCUGCCUUUUGUAUGUGCUGCGACAUAGUUGCUAGAAAAAAAUCAGGGCACUUUUUUGGGACAAAAACUAUGUAUUUUUCUUGCACUUGCCAUUGUACCUAUCAACUAAAGAUGGGAAGGAAUAGGUAAGAUGCAUCACAAAAAAGAAGUCCUACCACUGGAAGUCUGGGUGUUUGUUUUCUAGUUAAUUAGUGGAAGGCCAGAGUGGGUAUGCUCUUUGAAAUGUUUGCUUGAGGACUUUGACUUGGUCUCCUGGAAACUAUAUUUCAGCUGUCCUCAUUGAGUUGAAUCCUCCCCUCCCUUUUCUUUCCUGCUCCUCUGUUCUC
Messenger RNA from Acinonyx jubatus (cheetah), 1805 nucleotides. It is a transcript of the gene HESX1, whose product is annotated as HESX homeobox 1. The record is from RefSeq and is a predicted model, not a curated record. Lineage: Eukaryota; Metazoa; Chordata; Mammalia; Carnivora; Felidae. The transcript has 4 exons. Gene Ontology annotation, cellular component: nucleus. The coding region runs from base 61 to 684 and encodes 207 amino acids. Gene Ontology annotation, molecular function: RNA polymerase II cis-regulatory region sequence-specific DNA binding; DNA-binding transcription repressor activity, RNA polymerase II-specific. Gene Ontology annotation, biological process: forebrain development; pituitary gland development; regulation of transcription by RNA polymerase II.